AUGGCAUCAUUAGCUUCACUCGGCCGCCUGUCCGGCAGGGCGGGACAAGUCGGCGGACGGAGGCUCGCGCAGUCUACGGUCGCACGAAGAGACUUCAGGACCUCGACCGCCGCCCUGGCAGCACAGAACUUCACCAUGCCAGCCCUAUCGCCGACCAUGACCGAGGGAAACAUCGCGACGUGGCGCGUCAAGGAGGGCGACAAGUUCCAGGCCGGCGAUGUCCUGCUCGAGAUCGAGACCGACAAGGCCACCAUGGACGUCGAGGCACAGGAGGAGGGCGUCGUCAUGAAGAUCUUGCAGGGCGACGGUGCAAAGGCAGUCAAGGUUGGUGCCCGCAUCGCCGUCCUUGCUGAGGAGGGUGACGACAUCUCGACCCUUGAGAUCCCCGCCGAGGAUGAGUCUGGCGCCAAGGACGAUGCAAAGGAGGACAAGCCCCAAGGCUCGUCGACUUAUGGCGGCGGUUCGGCUCCUCCGCCCAACGACUCGGUGCCAGCACAGCCUACCCAGUCGGCGGCCAAGGCUGCCGGCGACGGCAAGGCGCCCAAACAGAAGUACCCCCUGCUGCCGUCAGUGGCCCACCUCAUCAAGGAGAAGGGCCUGGACGAGGCGGCACUGGCGGAGAUGACGCCUUCGGGCCCCAAUGGUCGCCUGCUCAAGGGUGACGUCCUGGCCUACCUUGGCACCAUCAACCAGAAGACGCCCUCGACCAUCUCGGAGAUGUUCGAGAGGCUUUCACAUCUGGACCUCAGCAACAUCAAGAUAGUAAAACCGGCUCCGCCGCCUGCCAAGGAGGAGACAAAGGCUGCCGCCGCUGAGACGCCUGCUCCCAGAAUAGAGCAGGUUCAGGUCAGCCUCCCCGUGUCGCUGGAGGCUGCGUUCCACGCGCACCGUAAGGUCUACAAGAACCUGGCCGUCAACCUGCCUCUGGCCACCUUCAUCGAGCGAGCAGCAGACAUCGCCAACGAAGGCCUCCCGGCACCGACCCGCAAUCCUUCGGCCGACGACCUCUUCAACGACCUUCUGGGUCUUCCUCGGGCCGGGCACGGCGCCACCCGCGGCCGUUACUUCCCCAUGAUCUCAUCCCCUGCCGCUCCUGUCGCACAGCCCGCCUUCUCCAGCAGCCGCCAGCAGGCCGACAUUAUCGACAUCCUGUCUGGGACAGCCACCACGGCUAGGAAGCCGGCUGUGCAGCCUUCGGCCGAGUUCAAUGUGACCGAUGCCGAUGUGCCUCUGUUCAGCCUCAAUGUGCCGAAAACGGAGGAGAAGCGCGCCAAGGUUUUCCUUGAAAGAAUCAAGGUUGUGUUGGAGAACGAGCCGGCAAGGUUACUGUUGUAA
Pyricularia pennisetigena is the source of this 1335-nucleotide messenger RNA. RefSeq lists its product as uncharacterized. NCBI's taxonomy places the organism in Eukaryota, Fungi, Ascomycota, Sordariomycetes, Magnaporthales, Pyriculariaceae. The transcript is spliced from 2 exons. Bases 1 to 1335 code for a protein of 444 amino acids. Gene Ontology annotation, biological process: pyruvate decarboxylation to acetyl-CoA. The record is from RefSeq and is a predicted model, not a curated record. Gene Ontology annotation, molecular function: dihydrolipoyllysine-residue acetyltransferase activity. Gene Ontology annotation, cellular component: pyruvate dehydrogenase complex.